This is a messenger RNA of Mycosarcoma maydis (corn smut), 876 nucleotides long. RefSeq lists its product as uncharacterized. The record is from RefSeq and is a predicted model, not a curated record. NCBI's taxonomy places the organism in Eukaryota, Fungi, Basidiomycota, Ustilaginomycetes, Ustilaginales. The transcript has 2 exons. Bases 1 to 876 code for a protein of 291 amino acids.
AUGCAGACACAGCAUUGGUUUUCAACGGCAGUCUUGUUCUGGGCUGCGCUUGCCUCGCUUGCGAUAACCCUCGUCAUCGCUCAUCCUCCUCCUCCGACGACUCUAUUGGACGCCCUCACGCAAGUUGCUCGCAUUGACGGUGAUAGCCUUCUGGCUGACCGCUUCCCGCACUUACCUAUUGACCAAAGGAGGUUCGUUGGCGUCGUUCCGCAAAACCUUAUUGGUCUGAUUCAAGGUGCGGAUUCAAGCGGAAGGCUGACCUUGCCAGCACCUGCUCCGGGACAUGUACUUCUGCUCACCGUGCCAGAUUCCGUCAGCCGCAGCGAGCUUCGUGGAGUGGGACUUUUCCGCGAGCCCUCGACGCAUUCUAUCUACUACUUCCAGACCGUCGCUUUUCAUGUGCCCGCUCCUCAGCAAUUCACUCGCGAGCCCAUAGAUCGCCUGCAUCAUAUUCCACCUCGAUCCACCGACGCAACGCUCUUUGGCUCUCGAAGACUCUCGAUCGCGCUUGACGACGGCCGAGUUUUCCAACCGCGAAACAAGUUCGCCUUGUCCCACAUCUCGACUCUGCCAGCAACAGGACCGAGGAACGAGCGCGAAUUGACCAUCUAUCCAAGAGACCUUCUCAACACCAUCCUUCACGGUCCGUCGGCUCACUCCGCGGCAUCGGUACGUUGGUCGUCGCGACCAAAUUGGAUGUUGCAAGGCAACAAACAGGGAAAGAUCAUCUCGCUCGACAGCCAGACGGACGCACAAAGCAGUGUGAGAGCCACCAAGUUGGGCUCACCCAAAAAGUGGAUCGCCUCACUUCGCAAGUCUCUCACGCGCUCUUCUGUAAACGAGCACUCUGAUGCAGCACCGAGUAGCUCUAGUUGA